Messenger RNA from Plasmodium reichenowi, 2205 nucleotides. RefSeq names its product heat shock protein 101, putative. Gene Ontology annotation, molecular function: ATP binding; ATP hydrolysis activity. The transcript has a single exon. NCBI's taxonomy places the organism in Eukaryota, Apicomplexa, Aconoidasida, Haemosporida, Plasmodiidae. The annotation marks the transcript as partial. Gene Ontology annotation, biological process: cellular response to heat. Gene Ontology annotation, cellular component: cytoplasm. The record is from RefSeq and is a predicted model, not a curated record.
AAAUUUGAAAAAACGAAAAAGGAUAAAGAUGGAAAAACAGGAACUUUAUACAUUGAACAAUUUGGUUCUAAUAUGAAUGAAAAAGUAAGAAAUGGAAAAUUACAAGGUAUCUAUGGAAGAGAUGAAGAAAUUAGAGCAAUAAUUGAAUCUUUGUUAAGAUAUAAUAAGAACAGUCCAGUUUUAGUUGGUAAUCCUGGUACUGGUAAAACAACAAUUGUUGAAGGUUUAGUAUACAGAAUUGAAAAAGGAGAUGUACCAAAAGAAUUACAAGGAUAUACUGUUAUUAGUUUAAAUUUUAGAAAAUUUACUUCAGGAACAUCAUAUAGAGGAGAAUUCGAAACAAGAAUGAAAAAUAUAAUUAAAGAAUUAAAAAAUAAGAAAAAUAAAAUUAUCUUAUUUGUUGACGAAAUUCACUUAUUAUUAGGAGCUGGUAAAGCAGAAGGAGGUACAGAUGCAGCUAAUUUAUUAAAACCAGUUUUAUCUAAAGGUGAAAUAAAAUUGAUUGGUGCAACAACUAUAGCUGAAUAUAGAAAAUUUAUAGAAAGUUGCUCAGCCUUCGAAAGAAGAUUUGAAAAAAUUCUUGUAGAACCUCCUUCAGUAGAUAUGACCGUAAAAAUUUUAAGAUCUUUAAAAAGUAAAUACGAAAACUUUUAUGGCAUUAAUAUAACAGAUAAAGCUUUAGUAGCAGCAGCAAAAAUAUCGGAUAGAUUUAUAAAGGAUAGAUUUUUACCAGAUAAAGCUAUUGAUUUAUUAAAUAAAGCUUGCUCCUUUUUACAAGUACAAUUAUCAGGAAAACCUAGAAUUAUUGAUGUAACAGAAAGAGAUAUAGAAAGAUUGUCAUAUGAAAUAAGUACAUUAGAAAUGGAUGUAGACAAAGUAUCCAAAAAGAAAUAUAAUAAAUUGAUUAAAGAGUUUGAGGAGAAAAAAGAACAAUUAAAGAAAUAUUAUGAAGAAUAUGUUAUUACAGGAGAGAGAUUAAAGAGAAAAAAAGAAAUUGAAAAGAAAUUAAAUGAUCUUAAAGAAUUAACACAGAAUUAUGUAUAUUCAAAUAAAGAACCCCCGAUAGAAUUACAAAAUAGUUUAAAAGAAGCUCAACAAAAAUAUUUAGAAUUAUAUAAAGAAACAGUAGCUUAUGUUGAAGCAAAAACACACAAUGCAAUGAAUGUUGAUGCAGUUUAUCAAGAACAUGUAUCAUAUAUAUAUUUAAGAGAUUCUGGUAUGCCCCUCGGUUCUUUAUCAUUUGAAUCAUCAAAGGGUGCAUUAAAAUUAUAUAAUAGUUUAUCUAAAUCCAUUAUUGGAAAUGAAGAUAUUAUAAAAUCAUUAAGUGAUGCUGUUGUGAAAGCAGCUACUGGUAUGAAGGAUCCAGAAAAACCUAUAGGAACCUUUUUAUUUUUAGGACCUACAGGUGUGGGUAAAACUGAGUUAGCAAAAACAUUAGCUAUUGAAUUAUUUAAUUCAAAAGAUAACUUGAUUCGUGUUAACAUGUCAGAAUUUACAGAAGCUCACUCUGUCUCCAAAAUUACUGGUAGUCCACCAGGUUAUGUUGGUUUCAGUGACUCUGGUCAGUUAACCGAAGCAGUCCGAGAAAAACCUCACUCCGUUGUCCUUUUUGAUGAAUUAGAAAAAGCACAUGCCGAUGUCUUUAAAGUAUUAUUACAAAUUUUAGGAGAUGGUUAUAUUAAUGAUAAUCAUAGACGAAAUAUUGAUUUUUCAAAUACCAUUAUUAUUAUGACAUCUAACUUAGGAGCAGAAUUAUUUAAAAAGAAACUUUUCUUUGAUGCCGACAAUUCAGGUACUCCAGAAUACAAAAGAGUUAUGGAAGAUGUCAGAUUAUCUCUUAUAAAGAAAUGUAAGAAAGUAUUCAAACCAGAAUUCGUUAACAGAAUUGAUAAAAUUGGUGUAUUUGAACCAUUGAAUAAGAAGAAUCUACAUAAAAUAGUUGCAUUAAGAUUUAAAAAAUUAGAAAAGAGAUUGGAAGAAAAAAAUAUUCAAGUAUCUGUUUCUGAAAAGGCUAUUGAUUAUAUUAUAGAUCAAUCAUAUGAUCCAGAAUUAGGAGCAAGACCUACCUUAAUUUUUAUUGAAAGUGUUAUUAUGACCAAAUUUGCUAUUAUGUAUUUGAAGAAAGAAUUAGUAGAUGAUAUGGAUGUAUUUGUUGAUUAUAAUAGUAAAGCUAAAAACUUGGUUAUAAACUUAUCUAAGACCUAA